AGAGCUCUUCUCUGUGUAACUCAAAAGUGUGUCUCUAUCACCACCAGAAGCUGGUGCAAUAAAAGACAUUAGCUCAUACCUACCUUGUCUUAGUGGUGCUUUUAACGUGUGUUAGCUCCAUAGUUGUAAGUUCUAGUGUGGACAAUACAUAAAUGUUUGUGGCAUUGUGACUAAAAAUUCAAGGGUGUGUGUCCCUGGAUGGCUACGUUUCAGCUGUCAAGUGGAGUGUAUUUAUGGAGAGGAGCCACACCAAGUGGGAGUGACCCAGCCAGAAUUCCUCUAAACCACAGUCUUUUUUCAUAUGGGUGCAGUCUAUACAUUUUCCUUCCUCUCAGCCCCACCCUGAUGCAGUAUAGAUGGAGAUGGGGCCAUGGGCCUGCUCUCACCUCAGCUGCAAGGGAGUGCACAUUGUGACUUCAGUGUUCCCUUCCCCCAACCACAAUCUGGCCUUAAAUAUUUUGCAGACCCAAGCAACCGCCUGAUCUGCCUGCAUGGCUUAGUUGUCUUGGUUACUAUGGUUAGCCAUUCAGAAUUAGUGCAUUUUUCUCUUGAGAGCGAAUAGGAAUGCAUUUGAAUUUCAGUGCUACACAGAUGUGCGGAGGAAGCGUAUAAAGGUCAGAGGAGCUGAGGAAUGAGUGAGCUGUAACGUCUGGACUUUACUCUCUCAUGUAAUCUGUAACCAGACAAACUUCACCCAAAACCCAGUCGAAUGCAAAACAAAAAAGACACCACAUUGAACCAGAAAGGAAAGCAUGGUCCAGAGGGUGGCAAUCAUUGGAGCUGGGUCCAGUGGACUGGUCUCCAUCAAGUGCUGUCUGGAUGAGGGGCUGGAGCCCACCUGCUUUGAGCAAAGUCAUGACAUCGGUGGCCUCUGGAGAUUCACAGAAGCGGGGAGGAUCUGUGUCUACAGAUCGGUGAUAACGAACACCUCCAAGGAGAUGAUGUGUUUCAGCGACUUCCCCUUCCCAGAGGAUUUCCCCAACUACAUGAACCACUCCAGGCUCCUGGAGUAUUUCAGAAUGUACGCCAAGCACUUCAGCCUUCUCAGUUACAUACACUUCAAGACCACAGUUCACAGUGUAAGGAAACGCCCAGAUUUCUCCACCACUGGCCAGUGGGAUGUUGUCACUGAGACUGAUGGGACGGUUGAGUCGGCCGUUUUUGACGCUGUUAUGGUUUGCAGUGGCCAUUAUGCAGAACCCCAUUUACCGCUGGAUUCUUUCCCUGGUAUAGAAAAUCGCUUUAGAGGCCAGUACCUUCACAGCUGGGAAUACAAAGACUCUGCCAGUUUCCAAGGGAAGAGAGUCCUUGUGCUCGGUGUUGGGAAUUCUGGAGGAGAUAUCGCCGUGGAGAUCAGUCGAGUGGCUGCUCAGGUAUUUCUCAGCACCAGAAGUGGCACGUGGGUGAUUAGUCGUAUUUCAGACCAUGGCUUCCCUUUUGACAUGAUGCUCACCACUCGCUUUCACAACUGUCUCGAAAACUUCCUCCCAUCAGCCCUCAUGAGAUGGCUAAGGCUGAAGAAGUUCAAUACAUGGUUUGACCAUGCAAAUUAUGGCUUGAUUCCUCAGAAAAGUCCAAACCUAAGCUUAAUUGUGAAUGAUGAGCUGCCAAGUUGCAUCCUCUCCGGUACAGUUGUGGUAAAACCAAAUGUGGAGGAGUUUAUGGAAAGCUCAGCUGUCUUUGAAGAUGGGACCGUAGAGGAGAACAUCGACAUGGUGGUCUUUGCUACCGGAUACACUUUCUCUUUUCCCUUCCUUGAAGAGUCUGUUCGCAACAACUGCAGAAGCAAGUACACCCUUUACAAAUACAUCUUCCCACCCCCUCUGGAGAAGCCGACGCUGGCUGUCCUAGGCCUUAUAGCGCUAACAGGCUCCAUCAUGGCAGGAACAGAAGUCCAGGCUCGUUGGGUCACAAGGGUCUUUAAAGGGUUGAAUCAGCUCCCUCCUGCCAGCAGGCUGAUGGCUGAAGUUGCCAAGAAGCAGCAGCAUCUAAUUAAACAGGGUCUUUCCAACAAGGAGAGCAAAAUCAAGACGAGUUACAUUGGCUACAUGGAUGAAAUCGCAUCAUGUGUUGGUGUAAAACCCAACGUGCUGCUGCUGUUCCUGAAGGAUCCCAAGCUGGCCCUGGAAGUUUUCUUUGGCCCAUGCACCCCUUGCCAGUAUCGCCUGGCUGGACCAGGAAAAUGGGUAGGAGCCAGAAACACCAUCCUGACCCAGUGGCACAGGGCUGUGAAGCCCCUGAGAACUCGAGUCAUCAAUGAUUCUUCCAAUCACUCUUUGGUUUUCCACUGGCUUACAAUUCUUGGCCUUCCUGCACUUCUUUGUGCUGGUUUACUUAUUUGUAAGUAUUCCCCUCAGCUGUGGUUCCCCAGCGUAAGAUUAGAUGUUUUUCCCAUAUGUAAAAUGGGCUUUAUGAAAGGAGGGCUCUGAGUAGCUGGUGACGGCUCUAAGCUGGAACCAUUCAUCAGUUCCAAAAAAAUUCAGACUCUUCCAGCCCAGCUCAUCCCAAUCAGAUUGACACCGGAAGCCACCCCUGGCCUCGGCACUUUGCGAAUACACACACUUGCUCUCCAGCUAAUAUGAAGUUGGCCCUGAGGUAAACUGCUGGCUGAGGAAGCCCAGACAAUGCAGAGCCAGAGAGAGCAACAGAGACUAUAGGGAUUGCCAACUCAAUCAAUGCCUCAGAUUAUUACAAUUGAGAUGUCAGAUGUUUCAUUUCUCUUUCACCAUUGACCCUGCUUGUUUACUGAUUACAUAUGGUUUGUCUUGGAUUAUGAAAAUAGACUAGUCACCUUCUCUUUUGUACAGAGAGAAGUUGUAUAGAUAAGUUUCUAAUCACUUUCAUUUUCCGAUUCUUUCCCAUUGGUGCUUGCUACUAGAUGUAGUGUUUACCUUAGCCGAUGAGCCACACACCCUGGUGCCCUGCACCUUAUGUAGUUAUUUCCAACAAAUAAUUAUCUUAUCUCAUACCCCACUCAACGUUAAGCUGGAUUUGAUUUACUGCAAAGGCAAUGGAGCCUUCUGAAUUGGUUUUGUACUGGACAUGGAAUUUGUGCUACAGCAGAAUUUCAGUGGCAUUUAUAGACAGUCCAUUAUGUCAGUAUGGGCAGCCAUAAACCAUGAUACAUAUUGUUGAGGACUGCCAAAUGACUCAGCUUCCUGGAGGUCUUCAAGCCUUGAACAUCAUUGAUAAGAACGCUGUGACUUGGCUUGAUCAAACUGCAUACACAAAAUAAAUAAAUACAAUAAAUGUCCAACAAUACAAACAGGAUGCAAAUCUUUAGCAUUCUGAUUUUAGUAGCAUUUUACAGUUAUUUGGACAGAGGCAGGACUAAGAAUUAUCUAGACCAUCCCUGACAGGUGUUUGCCUAACCUGUUCUUAAAAACCUCCUGUGGUGGAAAUUCCAUCACCUCCUUCGGUAAUUUAUUUCAGUGCUUAACCACCCUGAAAAUUAAGAAGUUUUUCCUAAUGUCCAACCUAAAUCUUCC
This is a messenger RNA of Chelonoidis abingdonii (Abingdon island giant tortoise), 3488 nucleotides long. RefSeq names its product dimethylaniline monooxygenase [N-oxide-forming] 4-like. Gene Ontology annotation, molecular function: flavin adenine dinucleotide binding; N,N-dimethylaniline monooxygenase activity; NADP binding. Lineage: Eukaryota; Metazoa; Chordata; Testudines; Testudinidae. The record is from RefSeq and is a predicted model, not a curated record.